Salvelinus sp. IW2-2015 is the source of this 4941-nucleotide messenger RNA. RefSeq names its product transcription factor RFX3-like. Gene Ontology annotation, cellular component: nucleus. NCBI's taxonomy places the organism in Eukaryota, Metazoa, Chordata, Actinopteri, Salmoniformes, Salmonidae. The record is from RefSeq and is a predicted model, not a curated record. Gene Ontology annotation, molecular function: RNA polymerase II cis-regulatory region sequence-specific DNA binding; DNA-binding transcription factor activity, RNA polymerase II-specific. Gene Ontology annotation, biological process: regulation of transcription by RNA polymerase II.
UAGCAACUGUUGCCCAGUGAGGCAGCGCCAUAGUCACCGUAGUCCUGGCGACUGUAACCCACCAACAACAACAACCUCUCGUUCCAUCAUUGCCACCUCCACCAUCCUCACUUCAUCCUCAUCAACCAGUCCUCAGCCCAGGCGCCAUGCAGACCCCUGAGGCAGGCGCUGACUCCGCCUCCACUGUCCCUCUCCAGACCGCCGUGUCUGUGCAGCCCGCAGGCUCCGCCCAGCAGGUGACCUCUCAGGUGCCUGUCCAGCAGCCGACCCAGACUGUUCCGGUUCAGCAUGUAUACCCAGCAACAGUGCAGUACGUGGAGGAGAACAGUGGCGUCUACACCAACGGAACCAUACGGACGUACUCGUACUCCGAGCCCCAGGUGUACAGCCAGAACAGUGGAGGGAGCUACUUUGAUACGCAGGGCAGCUCGUCCGAGGUGUCUACAGUGGUGUCGUCCCAUGGCAUGGCCAACAAUGGAGGGGGGAACGGGGGUCUGACCAUGGGUCUGGCCGGGGGGCAGAUCAUCAGCAGCUCUGGAGCCUACCUCAUCGGGGGCAACUCCAUGGACAACUCUGCCCCCCACCCAGCCACCCAGACUACCCGAGCCUCCCCGUCCACUAUUGAAAUGGCGAUUGAGACGCUCCAAAAGACUGAAGGUUUAUCCAGUCAGAGAAGCUCGCUGCUCAACAGCCAUCUGCAAUGGCUACUGGAUAACUAUGAGACUGCGGAGGGAGUGAGUCUGCCUCGCUCCACCCUCUACAACCACUACUUGCGCCACUGCCAGGAGCAGAAAUUGGACCCGGUCAAUGCCGCUUCCUUUGGCAAACUCAUCCGCUCCAUCUUCAUGGGGCUACGCACGCGACGCCUCGGCACAAGAGGGAAUCUUAAGUACCACUACUAUGGGAUCCGGCUGAAGCCGGACUCUCCUCUCAACAGACUGCAGGAGGACAUGCAGUACAUGGCCCUCAGACAGCAGCCUGUCCAACAGAAACAAAGGUUUAAGCCGGUGCAGAAGGUUGAUGGUGUGUCUGGGGAGAACUUCUCAGGCGGAGGCCAGCACAYCCCCAGUGCAGCGGAGCAGACCGUCAUUGCACAGAGCCAGCACCACCAGCAGUACCUGGACGCGUCCCGGGCGCUGCCAGACUUUAUGGAGCUGGACCUGGGAGAGACCAACGUGGACAACAUCGGCCCAGACGACAUCAAAGCUCUCCAGUCACUCUACAGAGAGCACUGUGAGGCCAUCCUGGAUGUGGUGGUGAACCUCCAGUUCAGUCUAAUAGAGAAGCUGUGGCAGACAUUCUGGCGCUAUUCCCCCUCUGACUUAGUGGAGGGCACCACCAUCACAGAAAACAGUGGUAUGAGUGAGAUUGAGGGCCGUUUGCCCUGCUCCAGGCUGGUGGUGCUCUGUAGGAACGAGGCUGUGCUCAAGUGGAUGAGUUCCUGUGACCACCUGAUGUACCAGGCCCUAGUGGAGAUCCUCAUUCCUGAUGUCCUCAGACCUAUCCCCAGUGCCUUGACUCAAGCCAUCCGCAACUUUGCCAAAAGCCUGGAAGGCUGGCUCAACAAUGCCAUGAACGUCAUUCCACAGAGAAUGAUCCAAACCAAGGUUGCCGCUGUUAGUGCCUUUUCUCAGACGAUGCGUCGUUACACUAGUCUGAACCACCUGGCCCAGGCAGCCCGCGCCGUGUUGCAGAACACCUCCCAGAUCAAUCAGAUGCUCAGCGACCUCAAUCGCGUCGACUUCGCCAACGUGCAGGAGCAGGCGUCGUGGGUUUGUCAGUGUGAGGAGGGUGUGGUUCAGAGGUUAGAGCAGGACUUCAAGGCCACCCUGCAGCAGCAGAGCUCUCUGGAGCAGUGGGCUGCCUGGCUGGACAACGUGGUGACCCAGGUCCUACAGCCCUUCGAGGACCGGCCCAGCUUCCCCAGGGCUGCGCGGCAGUUCCUGCUCAAGUGGUCCUUCUACAGCUCCAUGGUGAUUCGAGACCUGACUCUGCGCAGCGCGGCCAGUUUCGGCUCGUUCCACCUGAUCCGCCUGCUCUACGACGAGUACAUGUUCUACCUGGUGGAACACCGCGUCGCCCAGGCAACCGGCGAGACGCCCAUCGGUGUCAUGGGAGAAUUCGAUGACCUCAACGCCAUGUCGCCUGCUUACAUGGACAAAGAUGAGGUGAGUGAGAUGGACAGUGACCUGGAGGAGGACAUGGAGGAGUCUGGGGAGCCGCUGGCCAAGCGGGAGAAGGCUGAGUUGCAGCAUGAGCACCAGGUGAUCCAGGUGAUCCAGGUGGGGGCYCUGGAGGACGGCUGUAACCCCGUGGUGGGGGUGGUCCAGCCGGGCAUCCUGCACUCCCUGCCCCAGCCCCCCCAGGACCACGCUGAGCACAUCCUCACCCCUUCUGCUGCCACCCCCACCAUCCGCCACUGCAGCGCCACCGGCAACACCUACGCCUCCGUCUGAAGAGAGAGAGACGCCCACAAACCACUCAUCUCUUGAUCUGUCUGUCUCUCCCUCUCUCUCUCUCUAUUUCUAUGGGUCACGCUGUCACACACACGUCUGCACUAUUUCCCUCUGUCAUGCGCUGUGUUUUCUCUGCUCUCCUCCGCCCCGGGCCACUAGAGGACGAUGAAAAUCACCAUGACCACAGCCGCUGGCGUCACACMAACCGUGGAUAGAUUAAGAGAGCUAGAUGUGAAUAGGAAUGUGGGCGGGCCGCCUCUGUCUGCUGUCAUCCCAUGUUUCUGUCCUCUGGGAGGGGAURCUGGGUGAAGGAGGAGGAUUGGAAGGGGGGGGGGGGGUGACCCAUGAGAUGCUGCCAGACGUGAGACACUGACUGACCCUAGCUGUGUAGAGGGGAGGGUAUAUAUUCAAAGCUCAAAUCCAAGCCACCAGCCCCAGAUGAGCGAUGUGAUCGAUUGAUAAGAGUACACUUGGUUCACUCUUAGAUCGGGUUGUUUUGUAUAUAGUGCAUAUAUAAUAAACAAAACACAGGUGCUGUUCUCUCAAAUUAGCAGAUAUUCCUCCCAAUCAUGAGGUGAUAUACGUUCUUACAGAGAAAGCAUUGACACAUUCCAGUUAAGGACAGAAUUGAGUUGAACGAUAUGAGAUUUUUUGGUUGUUGACUUUUCUGUGUAUUUCAAACCUUUGUUUAGAUAUGACAUUCGGUGAUGUAUGAUUGCUUGUGAUGUGGCAGUUGUUUUGCGUUCUAUGAUUUAUUGAAUAGUGUAUAAUCGUAGCCAUGAUCCCCUGAUAACCCCUAAUGGCUUCUAGCCGUGAAGUAUGUUCUGCCCAUGAAGAAAGACGUACUCUUAUGUGUGCUGCUACUCUAUAGAAACACGAGGUGAGACAGACAGACGGACUGGAUGUACUAUACCACUACAACACUAGCUUUUCUACGCACUUCAUGCAUCGUAUGGGAUGCUCUUGACUUAUUGCCUUGGUUUGGUUAGAUUUAGAUCCUGGAUAGUGUGAUUAAAAAUGUAAUUAGUUAGACUCGUAUAAUCUACUGACAUGUUCUCUGUGUGUGUGUGUGUUUGUAGUUUCUAUCUUGGUAGAUGUCUUAAGUUGUGAAUGGACCAAAAAACAAACCAACCAGAGGAAACUGGCAGAGAAUGAGAGCCAUCAUGGCCGCCACAGUGGUCCCGGCGAGGCUGCUGCGUGUCCCGUUUUCCUGUCCCAAUGUCAGGGAUUCUAUGUACCUCAGCUUCAUCCUAGUGCCUUAAUAACCCUUACUGCAGCUGUCCACGUAGUCCUGACUGAUUAUGUGGUUGUGGGGAGGGAUAGUACAUUCUGCGUUACUGUCCCAGCCACAGCUUUGGCCCUCUCUCUGGUGACUUGUGGCUGGAUUUGGGCUGGCUCAUUGGUGUUACUGAAGGCUGGGGAGGUGCACGUUCAGAGGUGCUUGUAGUUUUCUCUGGAUUGUGCCGGUUCUAUUACUUUUUGUUUGUUUGUUCGGUAYCCCGAUGUGGGUGUGUUGCCUCGUUCCUGCUCUCACUCUCUCUCGAGGCCUGCUCCUGCUUUAGCAUGUGCUAUCGGGUGAAGCGUGCGCGUGUGCCGACGUGAGCGCUCGACCUGAUUGAGAUGAUGGUUGCGCGUGCCGUUGUGGUUGUUGUGGAUGAAUGAGUCCGAGCGUGGGUUUUGCGCACACCCACUAGUCACCCUACCUCACACCAGCGGUGCCAGCCUUUUAACACAUGCAGCACGUCACCAAACCUUGUUCUCGCACACAUAUGUAACCAUACUACUCCCACGACACACCACGAUAACACCAUAUGCCUCUCACACUACACAGCUAAAAAUACACAUUGUCAUUUUAGCCCAUUCAGUCCUCAGUCCUCAGUCCACAUCAUCAUCUCUUGUUCUAUCRGUUGUAAAGUGCAUAUUUGUAUAGUGGACCAAAAGUAGAUAUUUUCUGAUAUUUAAAGAUAUAUAUAUAUAGAUAUAUAUAAGGAUGAUACAAUACGUAUGUAUUCAUCUUUGUUUGUUUUGUUUUUCAUGUGGUUGAUCUGUCAUCUGUGGUUGUUUCGUUGUUAGCUAGCUCUUCUGUGAUUGGUCGAUUGACUGUGAAAUGGGCGGGGCAUGGGGACCAGCUUCUGACGACGCUGGAUACACAUUUUGUACCUGAGCUGUUACUGAUAGCUUUUAGGAGAUGGACAUCACACUGGCAAAAGGUGUUGAACUGGAAGAAUCUUGUUGAUACUACUGAAAUUACCUUUCUGUUUUUUGUUUAACUCUCAUAUCUGGAGAACUGUAUGCACCAAUGCUUUGCCUAGACUUUAUUUAUUGGUAUUUAUUGUGCUUUUGUUUUACUAUUUGAGAAGUUAUUCUUAAGUUAUGCACACGUAUCCAUACCAGUCUUGAAAAUGAAAUUACACUGUAUAUACAAAAGUAUGUGGACAUCCCUUCAAAUUAGUGGAUUCAGCUAUUUCAGCCACAGCCGUUGCUG